AGGUCUCUGUGACUGACAACUAGCGUCAUGAGUGACAAGAAAUCCCGACAUGUCAUCUACAAGAAAACCUCCCGGGACAAGGCGGUGAGUGUAUAUCUGGGCAAAAGAGAUUAUGUUGAUCACGUGGAAUCUGUGGAUCCAGUAGAUGGAGUUGUGUUUGUGGAUCCUGAUCUCCUUAAAGGAAAGAAAGUAUACGUCACUCUGACUUGUGCAUUCCGCUAUGGUAAUGAAGAUAUUGAUGUAAUCGGACUGACCUUUCGCAAGGACCUUUAUUUUGCGCGGACGCAGGUUUAUCCUCCCGUGGAAGAUGUGAAAUGCCUCACCAAAACUCAGGAGCGACUGAUGAAGAAGUUGGGGAACAAUGCCUAUCCUUUCUUGAUGGCGUUCCCAGAUUACUUGCCCUGCUCAGUGUGUCUUCAGCCAGCUCCAACAGAUGUGGGGAAGGCAUGUGGUGUGGAUUUUGAGAUUAAAGCAUUUUCUGCAACCAACUUAGAGGACAGAGUUCACAAGAAAAACUCUGUGCGUCUGUUGAUCCGCAAAAUCCAAUACGCGCCUGACCAGCCAGGACCUAAACCCCGCGCAGAGACCUCUUGGCAGUUCUUUAUGUCGGAUAAACCCCUACACUUGACUGCUUCUCUGACCAAAGAGGUGUUUUAUCAUGGAGAACAGAUUUCUGUGGCUGUUUCUGUGACCAAUAAUUCAGAGAAAACAGUCAAGAAAAUAUCUACAUCAGUGGAGCAAGUUUCUAAUGUGGUGCUGUAUUCUAGCGAUUAUUACACCAAGACGGUGGCUCUGGAUGAAUCUCAGGAUAAAGUACCAGCAAAGGGCACUUACAACCACACCUUCACGCUGCUGCCUAUCCUGGCAUAUAAUAGAGAAAAACGGGAAAUCGCACUAGAUGGAAAAUUAAAGCAUGAGGACACCAAUCUGGCUUCUAGCACCCUGCUGAAGGAAGGUAUUGACCGCACUGUCAUGGGAAUCCUGGUCGAUUACAAGAUUAAAGUCACACUCACUGUCUCUGGCUUGUUGGGAGAUAUGACUUCCAGUGAGGUCUCCACAGAACUUCCAUUUAUUCUCAUGCAUCCUAAACCAGUGAGCAGGAUGAGGAUAUGGUAUUUGAAGAAUUUGCACGGGACCAACUUAAGGAUGAAUUACAACAGGAAGACAAGGAGGAAGAGGACGAAGAUGAGAAAUAAAAAAAACAUGUCUAGCAAUAUUACUUUGCAAGUAGCAACGCCACUUUGGGCGUUAUAAUAUUAAUGGAAACUCUAAUUGAUCAGAACUAGGUAUACUUAAAUUUAUAUAUUUUUGACAUCAUAGUUAACAAGAUGUAUUCAUUUUUUCAUAUGCUGUGUAUUUGCCAUCAUAUUCUAUCUGCUUCAGUUAUACCAGGCAUAUCACAUGCAAACCUAUCCCUACUGACACAGGAUCAUAUUCAGCAUCAUUUGCAGUUGUGCUAAUUUAGCAAAAUUGCAACUGCAUAUGUUUGCAUGCUUGGGGACGCUCAGCACAGGGCAAGGUCACCCAUUAUGCUAAGUGCCACCCAGCGCUGCAUUCGCAAUCCAAUUGCGAUUGCAUCACAAUCAGUUCAUGAUCUCAGCAACUAGGGUCGACCCCUGCCUACACAGCCUGGCUGUGAAGGCAGGUGCAGCAUGGAUAUGUUUCCCUUUGCAGCUGUCCGGCCCCGCACACAUUUUUGACACCACGCUCCCACAAUGCUGCAUCGCCGCCCCGACCGCCCCACAAACGACUCUUCCUGUCAAUUAGGCAGAGGCAUUCACAUCACUGUGAUGUGAUUGUAUCUCCUAGGCCGCGCACAUGCAGAAUGGGUCCUGCGCACUGGACCGAUAUUCUGAAAAUUGCGAACCUGAAUAAGGCCCAUAGUUACACCAUUAGAAAGGAAACUGUCUCACACACUGAUCAGCACUCUCAUCUCAAAAUACAUUUUGUUCUAUGAGCAUUCAUUGGUUAAAGUUUGUUCUAUCUUAGCCUGUUUAAAAACUGGGGACAUUCAGUUGAGCAACAGAUAAAUACUGAUAUGAGUAAAGUGCUUAGGCCCUAGUCAGACACACCUUAAAAUGACUCACAGGUGACUGGUUUCUGUAUUUUACUGUAUUUGUAUCUUUUCCUGAUCCUGGGAUGUUAUUAUGUUAGUAGUAUAACAACUAACACAUUUUGCUGUUGUCGUACUGUCUGCAGUACUCCUCAUCCAAAGCCUGAGAGAAGCCUGAACAUUAAAUAUUGGCUGGAGUCCUAUGUCUGUUUGCAUUUACCAAAUAAUACCUUACAUUUGUUCGGGUGCAACUGCAGAAUGGAUUUUAAUUGUUGUAAACUAAUCUGAAGAGAAGAAUAUUGCUUUUUAAACUUAUUAAAGUUGCCCUUUAAACUUAUUAAAGUGAUAUACACAUGAGUGAAAACCCCAUAUAAAUAGAAAGAUUGAUUCUAGAAUUAAUGGGAUGUGAAGAGUUGUGUGAUACUGUGCAUUGCAAUGAAAAACAAUAAAUAGCUAAUUCACAGCUAAAAACAA
This is a messenger RNA of Pseudophryne corroboree (corroboree frog), 2527 nucleotides long. RefSeq names its product S-antigen visual arrestin (gene SAG). Lineage: Eukaryota; Metazoa; Chordata; Amphibia; Anura; Myobatrachidae. Bases 28 to 1254 code for a protein of 408 amino acids. Gene Ontology annotation, cellular component: photoreceptor inner segment; photoreceptor outer segment. Gene Ontology annotation, molecular function: G protein-coupled receptor binding. Gene Ontology annotation, biological process: G protein-coupled receptor internalization; signal transduction. The record is from RefSeq and is a predicted model, not a curated record. The transcript has 14 exons.